Salpingoeca rosetta is the source of this 3070-nucleotide messenger RNA. RefSeq lists its product as uncharacterized. The record is from RefSeq and is a predicted model, not a curated record. Bases 23 to 2899 code for a protein of 958 amino acids. Gene Ontology annotation, cellular component: nucleus. The transcript has 7 exons. NCBI's taxonomy places the organism in Eukaryota, Choanoflagellata, Craspedida, Salpingoecidae. Gene Ontology annotation, biological process: negative regulation of DNA-templated transcription.
CUGGCACAGACACCAACCGACGAUGAGUGGCAGGCGCAGUGGUGGUGGUGGUGGUGGUGGUGGCGCUAGUGGCACAGGUGGGGAGAGGAAGAAGAAGAAGAAGCAGCAGCAGCAGCAGCAGUCUGGAGGGGAUGAUGAUGGGGAUGGCAAUGAAGGAGAGACGCGGCGCAUCUUGCUCGGUGGCGAUGCUGUCGCGGAGAUUCAGCAACGGCUUCAAGGCCGCCAGCCAAAGGCGCAAAUCAAACAAUUGCAGAAGGAUACAGCCAUUGACGGCACACUGCCGCUUCUCCCGCUCAUCGACAUUAUGGGAACCACCAGAGCCGAGUUUCACGAGAGCAUCAUGCUGCACUUGCGCGAGACGCUGCUGAAGCGCAUCCCCAGCUUGUCGCAGGAAGAGUUGGGGAAACUGCUGUUGCAGACGUUCCCAUAUGUGCAGUUUGAGGAGCUCCGGCCUGUGACCUUAAGGAUCCUCAACCGCUACCACAGCAUCCCGAGCAAAGUACUGCGCCAUCUCCGGGAUCACCCAAAGCUCAUGGAUGAGUGCUCCCUCGACGUCAAACGACAGGUGUGGCAAUAUGACGAUUUUGUGUUCUCCGCGGUGCUGCAGCCCAUGCUGCACGACUACGCCAUGGCAUACGCGUGCCACUGGGUACAGGUGCACAUGCCCCACAGCACAGCCAUAUCCGCCACCCCGCCCUCUCCCUCGUCAACCGCAACGCCAUCAUCAGCAACAGCAACAACAGCACCGACAACAGGCGGUGCCCCAUCAACCACACCAUCAACAACGGCUGCACCCGCAAAACAUCAGCGUACCACCUCCCUGUCAUCGCCAUCAUCGCCCGUACCGGCAUCGCCAUCGUCGUCCACGGCAUCAUAUUCGGCCUUCCCGCCCUCCAACACGUCCUCUGCCACGUCAUCACCAACCCACCGCCACGCACACCGCUCGCCUGCGUUUGGAUUUCCCUCCCCAACACACCGCCGCGGGCGAGGGAGCGACGCUGCCGUACAUGGCAGUGACGAUGGCAGCAGCAACAACGACGACGAUGAUGAUCGUGAUGGUCACACCAGGUUGGGCGUGCGAGGUACCGGUGGAACUGGUGGAACUGGUGGUGGUGGCAAUGAUGAUGACACGAUUACGUCGUCACAGCAGCACCGCCUAACCUCUGCCGAGUACACGGUGAAGUUGCUUGAGCUUGUUGGCUCGUCGUCGCACCUCCACCAGCGGCUGCUCGAGUACCUUCGCCUUGCCUACGUGCAGAGCAACGACCCGGCGUACUGCCACUUGCGCGUGGCCCUGACAGCGGCGGUGGAUAUGCAGAGCGUUGGACCGAGCGCUGGCACAACGCUGCUGAGUGCUGGGUCGACCACCGCCACAACGGCAACGACGGCCACGACGACGGCCAUGUCCACAGCGGCGACGAAGAAGGCAACGGGGUCGCACACAUCCUCGCUCGCUGCGACCGCGCCACCACCAGCAUCAUCGUCGUCAUCAGUGGUGUCUUCGAAACCGUUGAAGGUGACGAGCGUAGCAGCGGCCAUGGCAGCGGGCAUGCAGUCAUCAUCCCCAGCAGCAACGGGAGUGUCAGCAAAAACGGCAGCAGCAACGACAUCAGCGACAUCAGCGGCGUCAGUGGCGCCGUCGUCAGCUGCGCACGGGCUGGGAGGUGGUGCGGGCAUGGUUGGCACGUACGUGUUGCAAGACAGCUCGCCGCUGCGCAAAGUUGCGGGUCUGGUGGAUGGGGCGGUGCUCACGGGGCGCCUAUCCUCCGACGCCCUGUCCUCCUUGUUUGAGACGAUUACGUCAUACAAGGCCAACGACGCGGACCUUGGUGACGCUGGCAUGAUGGUGCGUGCACCUGGCGUGGCGCUUCUCCUGUGCAAGAGCGUUCUCAACCAACUCGUCAUUGCCGUGGACCGCCUUGCACUUCCCCGAUUCCAACAGCGGCUCAUCAAGCUCACCCAGAUCCUUGGUGCCGGGUAUCAGGUGCGGGAGAUGUUCGAGGCGCAGUCGUUCCGCUGGCCAGGCCUUGCCAUCGAAAUCAUCCAGACCGCGUAUCCGCUGUUUGCCAAUAUGCUGGCGGAGGACGUCUUGUACGACGAGCACAUACGGCGGGCAAAGGAAAAGAGGGCGAAACAGAAACUGCAGAGCAAAGGUGGGGACAGCGACACUGCAGCAAAACCAACACCAACGACCCCAUCAGCAUCGACAAGCACCUCGACAGCAGCAGUGACGGCGACGCAGCAGCAUCAUGGUGGUGGUGGUGGUGGUGGUGGUGGCGACAAUGACGAUGAUGAUGAUGACGGGUCGUGGCGAUGGGACGUGGACGAGGCGGACGAGCGGUUUGUACCGCAGGAGCUGCAGGACUACGGCGUUGACAUCUACUACAUUGAGGUGCUGCUUGCCAUGUACAUGGCCAGGCGCGCUGCUGCUGGCGACAUGACGCGCCUGCUGCAGAUUGUGCCGGUCCUGUGCAAGUCGACCGACCCGACCUACUCGCUCCUCCCAGGCGUCAAGGACGCUCUCCACGCCAUCCUCACACAGCACUGGCGGGAGUUUGUGCGACGAAAGGAGGAGACGAUUGCCGGGAUUUUGGAGCCGCUGGCCGCCAAGCACGUGACGCUGCACAUGCAGGUGCUUGACUUUCUUGAUCGGGCGCCGGCUGGAUUGGAGGAGAAGGAGCUGGCGCACGUGCUUGCAGGCAUGGCCGAGCGCGGCGCGGUGAGCGGCAGGGGCGAAACCGCCGGCGCCGUCAUGAAUGCAACGCUGUCCAACCUGUACCGCCACUUGAUUGACGACAAGCAUCUGUCACCCUCCGCCACGGCCACCAUCCUCCCGACCCUCAUGGCUCGCUUCCCCAAGGCCAAACCGUCCCCAAAAGCACCAAAGUCCAAAAGGUAGUGGACGUGUGUUUAUGUGUGUUUAUGUGUGUGUGUGUUUAUGUGUGUUUAUGUGUGUAAUGUAACUGCUGUCCUUUUUGUUCCAAGAGUCGACACCAUCUAAGAAAACCUCUUUCGUUUCAACAGUGGGUUUCAACUCGUCCUUACGCGCAGAGAGAGCGAGACGGGGAGA